AUGAGCUUUUCCAGUCCUCCUCGCAAACGCGUCAAGCUCGAGUCGCCCUCGCCACCACCAGAAGCACAAGACGAGGAGGAAGAUAACUGCAGUAUAUGCCUGCAGUCCCUCGUUGACGGGACCACUGGUGAGGUGACUUUUCGCAUACCGUGGGUGCGUGUGCUGAUGAUUGGUGAUUUAGAGCAAUCAAGGAAGUGCCCGUUAUGUGCUCAGACGAUUGGGGAGUACCUCAUCUAUCGGAUUCGCGGUAUGAUUAUCAAAAGCAUUACUUGGCGCCUCUCGAAGCCGGGAUCAUUGCCGUUACGUGCUGUGCCUGUCCGGGAACCUGAAGUACGAAGACGAAGGCGUAGGAGGGAGUGGGAGAGGCGAGACCAGGACGAGGCGGAUAAGCUGGAGAGGUCGAUAGAGAAGCGGCGGUGGGCGUACGAGCAUGGGCUGUACGCCAAGCAUGUAGCCUCGAACGGGUAUACCAAGUACCGGCCGUACCCCACUCCAGCGCAGUUCGCUGCGAGCCAGGAGAUGGUAAGCAAGACGACGAUGUUUUUGCGGCGCGAGUUACGGGUGUGGGAUGAUCUGGACGUCGAGUUCUUCACAACGUUCACGAUAUCUCUCAUGAAGUUGAUUGAUAUACGGUCGAAGUCGGCUGUGAAGCUACUGGCGGAAUUUUUGGACAUUGAUACGGGUGGGAGGGGUAUGGCGGAGCAUUUCGCACAUGAGGUUUAUUCAUACGUCAGGUCGCCGUUCAAGGAUUUGUUCGUAUAUGAUAGCGCCGUCCAGUACGAUAUGCCUUCCGAUACGAACACCCUCGCUAGAGCUCCAGGUCCAGAUCCAGUUCGCCGACUCCCUGCAACCACCUUGCACUGUCAUCACCUCGAGAUUCCAGAUGGCGCGAAGAUGACAUCUCGCCCAUCCGGUCGAUAUCCUGGUCACCUUUGGGUCGACAUUACCCUAGCGUGA
Desarmillaria tabescens is the source of this 957-nucleotide messenger RNA. RefSeq lists its product as uncharacterized. The coding region runs from base 1 to 957 and encodes 318 amino acids. NCBI's taxonomy places the organism in Eukaryota, Fungi, Basidiomycota, Agaricomycetes, Agaricales, Physalacriaceae. The record is from RefSeq and is a predicted model, not a curated record. Gene Ontology annotation, biological process: protein polyubiquitination; protein monoubiquitination. Gene Ontology annotation, molecular function: ubiquitin protein ligase activity. The transcript has 7 exons.